Trichomycterus rosablanca is the source of this 1155-nucleotide messenger RNA. It is a transcript of the gene nutf2, whose product is annotated as nuclear transport factor 2. Gene Ontology annotation, cellular component: nuclear pore central transport channel. Bases 110 to 493 code for a protein of 127 amino acids. NCBI's taxonomy places the organism in Eukaryota, Metazoa, Chordata, Actinopteri, Siluriformes, Trichomycteridae. The record is from RefSeq and is a predicted model, not a curated record. Gene Ontology annotation, biological process: protein import into nucleus. Gene Ontology annotation, molecular function: nuclear import signal receptor activity. The transcript has 5 exons.
CUCACCCAAGCAGGCGGCUCAACUUCAUCGCGCGCUGAAUUCGCCAUAACUGGAAGUGAGGAAAGCUGAGGUUAGGGCUCACUGAGUGCCUCUAGCUGGGUAAGUCAGGAUGGGAGACAAGCCGAUCUGGGAACAAAUAGGAUCCAGCUUUGUACAACAUUACUAUCACCUGUUUGACACAGACAGAACUCAGCUUGGUUCAAUAUAUAUUGAUGCAUCAUGCCUUACGUGGGAGGGACAGCAAUUCCAGGGAAAAGCAGCGAUCGUUGAGAAACUCUCUAGCCUACCCUUUACAAAAAUAGCCCACAGCAUAACAGCACAAGAUCACCAGCCCACUCCUGAUGGCUGCAUAAUGAGUAUGGUAGUAGGACAACUAAAAGCAGAUGACGACCCUGUCAUGGGAUUCCAUCAGAGCUUUAUCCUGAAGAGUAUUAAUGAUGCAUGGGUAUGCACCAAUGACAUGUUCCGACUGGCAAUACACAACUUUGGCUAAGAAGCACCAUGGCUGUUGGGGAAAUGGGGGAAGGUGGAGAGUGGGGCUCAUUGCCCCCUGUGAUGCCUGAACCUCUCAGUCUGGCCUUCGUUCAUCUUUGAGAUUCAGCACCGGAUUCCAAUAAGUCAAAUCACAGAUAACAUGCAGGCACACACGGUAGCGCCUCCAGAAACGAUACGUGUUUCUUUGCUGAAAGCCUACAUAUCUAUCAAACUGACCCCCUUUUUUCCCCUGCUGAUGUGCAUGAUGAUCGAGCUAAAUAUCAGAGGACACUGACCUGGGAAAGAAGACAUAUUAACCUAACCUCUGCCAGUUACUGUUAUUCACAUUUUAGUUGUUGAGUUUGAAUUAAAAUUUCUAACUCUCUUGAUUGUCUUUCAUUGCUUUAGUGCCUAGUUUGUUUUCAGCUUGCUUUUAGAAUAUGUUCCUUCACAUUGAACUAUUUCUGGGUUUUUUCGUUUUGUUUUCUUCUCCCUCUUUUUGGAGCAUCCGUUCAUUGUGAUGUCAGUUUAUUCCAGCUAUCCAAAGAAACAUACCUGUAAACAGCACUCAAGAUUUCCCUACCCUCCCUUCAGACUGUUGUGCUUCCCACCUUCUGCUCAUUGCUUUCUGUGACUAUUACCAAGCCACAAUAUACAAUAAAACCUUUGACUUUUUCUUAA